This is a messenger RNA of Caenorhabditis sp. 36 PRJEB53466, 1039 nucleotides long. Lineage: Eukaryota; Metazoa; Nematoda; Chromadorea; Rhabditida; Rhabditidae. The record is from the annotation of a GenBank genome assembly.
AUGUUCCUUUUAUUACAGGUAACAUCGUCGUCCGUCCUAUGCACAAUGUCCCUGGACGCGGUGAGUUUUCUAUACAAUUUGACAUUUAAAUUGUUUUCGGCGUAUUGCUGUGGAGCAGAGAUGUUGGGAAUUCCGUGUUCCGUGUUCCGUGUUCCGUGUUCCGUGUUCCGCGUUUUUUUCAAUAUUUUUUCCGUGUUCCGUGUUCCGUAAAAAAAAAUUUCCGUGUUCCGUAGAAAUAAGUUUUUUCCGUUUUCCGUGUUCCGUGUUCCGUAUAAACUAUAUUUUCCGCGGAAAAAUUCGAUCACAAAUUUAUCUCCGGAAAGAUUAGGACAAUUGACGUUUUGUGGUCAAAAUUUGAAAAUUUUCGGAUUCGGACCAUAUUCGUGAAAAGUGGAUUCCUGUUGGUUUUGUUAUUUUUAUGAAAUUUUCAGUAAAACUUUCACAUGAGUCAAACAGCUGCCUUGUCAGUCAGAUAAUCGAAUUAAACAAAACAUUAUUUUUAAAAAAAAUCACUGGAAUUCUCUUGAAAACGCUUUUUUCCGUGUUCCGUAAAAAAAAAAUUUCCGUGUUCCGUGUUCCGUGUUCCGUGUUCCGUAGAAAUAAGUUUUUUCCGUUUUCCGUGUUCCGUGUUCCGUUAAAAAAAAAAUUUCCGUUUUCCGUGUUCCGUAGAGUAAAAUUUUUAUUCCCAACAUCUCUGCUGUGGAGCGCUUCAUCGUAAACUUUUCUCUACAGACUCUGGAGAACAUCAACGGCACUCUGGAGCAGGUGGCUAGCCUUCUCAAGGCCGUCGAAAUGGCCGUUUUCAUUCUGGCCAUCGCCGUCGGCAUCGCACUCGUCGGUAACGAAUUUUUUUUUGUUGCAUUUUCGAAUGAAUAUCAAAAAUCGUACAAAACGAUGCACGUGUGCUUCAGGAUGCACGGGCACCUUCUUCUACUCGAAAUACAAUCAGAGAAAUCAGUACAAAGAGCUGCAGAAUAACAAUAGUCCGAACACGACUUUCGGCCGCCGAACCCCGCCUUUGAAAAGCCAACGAGUCUAG